Molecule: messenger RNA, 7253 nt
Organism: Cuscuta epithymum
Lineage: Eukaryota; Viridiplantae; Streptophyta; Magnoliopsida; Solanales; Convolvulaceae
Source: the annotation of a GenBank genome assembly
GUUAGUCAUUUCGCUCCCCAGAAAUUCGCAGAUGGCAGAGCUAGGGUUGACAUGAGUCUUCUUCCGCCAAGCCUCUCAGCUUCAAUGGAGUAUCAAGCAGCUCCAAUAGAUGGCCUCACCGGGAACUUCAGUCUCUUUUCAAGAACGCUUUGUGUCGUUUCGGCUAAUUUGGGAAAAGCUUUGCGUCCACGAGAUUCAACCUUCUCCUGUGCCCAGCGUCCACAAGAUUCAACCUUCUCCGAGCGAAGUCAUCGUACAAAUGCUGAAUCAGAGCAAACUCAUCCAUUCUUCUUGCCUUCAUGGAUUGGCUAGACUUUAAGGUUGAAUAAACCUUUCAUCUUCAAGAGAUCGUCAUUAUGGAUAUCACAAUUGGGGCAGUGGUGGAGGAGGAGGGGGACAUGGCACUUCUCACCAUGUUUUUUUUGAGUUGAUUGGAGAAGCCCACUUGAGACUGAGAACAAAUAAAGUUGAUGAUUUCACAUCCGGGCUCCUAGAUAUCCAUUCCAAAAUGUUAGAGAUGGGUAAAAGUAGGUAUUUUAAGGGUUCAUUCUGUUGUGAUUGUGAUGUAGUCUGAAUAAAAGAUUAUAGUGAGUUUGAGUUCGAAAAGGAAAUAGAUCGAAAGGCUAAUAGAUAUAGUGUUGUCAUUCAGCUAAUCAACAUAUUCUUAGAUUGCCCUCAUUGGUGCAAGAGAAGAAGAUGAGAAAUGAGUCUCAGCUACAGGUGUUCAAGAUUGGCGGGGCUCGGGGCUCGGUAGUCUACUAUUCUCCUCCAGUGUCCAUUCUGAGGUUUUGUUGGUCGACCUGUCUGCAUAUUUUUCAAAAGAUUAUUCUCUUUAGUUUGUUUUUUUAAUAAUUCAUCACUUGAUCUCUUAAUUGUUUUUCUUUUUUUCCUUUCUGUUUCAUAGCUGCUAUAUAUUAUGACAAACCUCUUUGGUUAAUUUUGACUUCAUAGCCGCGAGGAAAGUAAACAUAUUAGAGCCUGAGCUGAGGGUAGCCUGUUAAUUAAGCUUGGCGCAGGUUCAAUAGGUUGGGAUUACAUUUCAUGUCUGUUAGGGUUAAUUUCAUGUGAAUAAAUUGAAUUAACAAUAGUGUCUGCUCUUUCAAAUGCUUAUUAUUUGUUCUAUAAAAAAAUAUACAAACUUGUGAAUAGAUGUUUAACACCAAAUGGGGUUAGGUGUGCAACAAAAUAAUUUUCGCGGACUAUGAUAAUUUAAGGGGACUCCACCUGAGACUGACUAUGAUAAUUUAUGCAAUGCUAAUGUUGCUUGUAAUGCUCUUGUUAUUUGUGAUGCUUCUGUCCCAGUUACUGAUAAUGAAAAUGUUCUGAUUGUGAACUAUUCUGUAAAAGAUGGCCCUACUAUUGAUUGUGAAAAUGCCCCUGUCCCUAUUACUGAUUGUGAAAAUGUUGCCCGUGAUAACAGGAUUGCUAUCUAUGAUGAAUUUGUCCCUUAGAUUACAACAGCUACAUCUGAUAUUUCCCUUGCUGCCGACGAUGCUUCUGAGGCUUAAAAAGAAUAUGAGGCCCAUAAGGUUAACCUAAGGUCCCUAAGGUUAAUAGUGUCAAUGCUGGCUGUGACAAUGUUGUUUAUAGAGGGGCUGUGAUGAUAAUUCAUUUUCUUGAGCCAGUUGAUGGGCAUUAGGGAUACACGACUCGUAUCGUGGCGUGGCAACACACUGACCAGACCUGAGUAUCUCAUGUGUUCUGUGUGUUUGCAGCCAUGGCGGUGUUAGAUGUUUCUCUUUAGCUGUUAAUGAGCUAUGUCUGAGCCUCCAUUGUUGUUCAUUUAUGGAAGCGACUUCAUUUUUUUAAAUAUAAAAUUUAGUUAUAAUUAAAAAAAAAAAUUAUGAACACUUUCUCUGUGACUAUUGUGGAUAACACUUGUUGUAAUUGAUAAAAACGAAAUUGUAAUUUAGUUAUAGUUAAAAUAUCUAUGUGUAGUAGCAUUGACUCAUUCUGCUAGAUUUCGUAUUGAAGGACAUGUACAUGUCGCUAAAGCAUUGAAGUGCCUAUUUACAUGCUAUAUGAAGUUGUAGCCGUGAUGAUAUAAAAGGUAAAACUAUCAUCGAUUUUAAAAGCAUUGAAGUGCCUAUUCAAGUGCCUAUAAGGUUAAUUGCCCCUUGUUUGUCCAGUGAUGAUAUCAGUUCUGAGGACUCCCAUACUGCAAAUUUUAGUUUUUCAAGUGCUACAGCUUCUCCCGUAUCUUUUCCCUUCAUUUGACGAAAAUGGAAGGCUUUUCCUGAAAAUAGAAGUGCAAAAUUCUAUAGGUGUCUUUAUAAGACCACUUUAGUUUGUUCACACAGUGUAUAUCUUAAUUUUUCCGAAAUAGUUAAAAUAUUUUCCCGAUGCUCUGAGUUUUUUGUGUGUGGGAACUUUGAGAUUAUGGCUGCUUCUUUGCUUCCUUUGUCUACAAGGGUAAGUAUUUAUUAAGUCUCCCAUACCAUUUCGGAGACUUAAAAUGUCAUUGCCUUUGACUUUGAAGGCCCAUUCUUCAUGCUCCAACUGAUUAUGUUUCUGUUGUACCAGUUCCUGCAGAUUGCAUUUCUGAUAAAACUGAUAGAAAUGGACUUAUUGAUUGUGUUUCCGGCGAAGUUGAUACCUUGAAAAAUGAUGCAAUUGUAGCCUAUGAUGAAGCCUCAGUGAAUGCCUUUGGAAAUGCAUUAUCUGCAGGCUGUGGUCCUGAAGUUGAUACAAUUGAGUCAAUAAUUGGAAAUGAAGAACCUCUUUCUGAUCUGUCUAUUGAAACUGACAUGACUUAUACUACACUUGAUCAUCCCCUGUCCUAUGAUGAUAUUCAGUCUGAGGACCCCCCUGUUCUCACUGAGAACCAAUUUCCUGCUGUUGUUUUUUACCGGAUUAUCUGAUUAAUCUACUGCUAUGUUUCUUUUUGCUGCUGCUUUGGCCAUACGAGUUUUAAUGUUAGUUUGUUUCAUCUUUUUUGGCAUUCUGAAAUUAAUUCCAUUCUGGUCGAAAGGAAUUUUGUUCACAAAUGAAGUUUAGGAUACCUAACAUAACUUUGAACUUCUUUACUUUAUCCUUCUGUUAUUUAUUUUUUAAAUUAGAUUUACUAAUUGUGUGUUUUCUCAUCUGCUACAGUCCUCGAAGGAUAUGAGCCAAGACUUGAGAAAUGGAUCCUAAUCAUACUUCAUAGACUGAAACACUUUGAUAGGGAAGAUGGUUUGUCUUUUGCUAAACACACUUCAUUUACUGUCCCUUUUGUUAACGUUUAGCAUACCCUAUUCAAUAUUAUUUAUUAUCUCACAAUUAUUUAAAUGGUGGAAGGGAGUUAGCUUGGUCCUAUUCUGUUACUGCAGCUCCCAGACGGUCGACGCUGUCUACUGCUCCCCUACAAAAAAAUGAAUGUCAAUUUCAUUUUUUGCAACCGUUUGGGUUAAGAAUUUAAACUUAGUGGAUAAAAGCUUUCAUACCUUUUCAAGAUAGAUUCUUUUUUUAAGUUUCUGCCUGCUGAUAUCUCAUUUAUAUCCAUCGUCAUUUUUAGGGACAAUUGAUCCUUCGCUCCUAUGGGAACAAAUAGAGAUCCAGGUUUCCAAGCGAAAAGAAGAAGCUUUUAGCAGGAGAGAGAUAGUUCAUUUUUAUGCUGAAGUCUAAUUUCUAACUUGGCAGCUAUUUAUAUGUGUUUGAGACUUCUAGGUUGAGCUCAGUGUGCUUUUGACCUCUUAACUCUUCAUAUUUAAGAAACAUGUUUAAAUAUGUUCUAGAAUGUAUGACCAAAAACUAUUUUCUUUAGAGUGACAUAGGUAAACAUCCUAGACUUCUAGCCUAAAUCUGGGCCACCUGGCUGACAUUACUCUUUUUCAUUCGUAGUGUGAACUCUGAAGAAGUUGUCUUUUUAGCUUACUCCUCUGUCCCAUAGUUUUCCCUUUAUUGCUUACUAAUUAAUGCGGGUGGAUUUUCAACUUGUUGAGAUAAUAUAUUCUCUGUGUUUAUGUGUAGCACCCGUGGAAGAUAUGAACGGGAGAGCGUUGUUAUGCCAAGUAUAAUCUCUAAAGCCAAUGGUUCACCAGUUUUUCUAAUGCAUAUGAGCUGCUAAAACUCCUGGAAGAAAUCAAGUAGGUUAGUAUGGAUUAGACACUUUUCGUUUUGAUCCUUUUCUACUCUUGUGUAGACUACAUGCAUCUCUUUUUUCCAGCAUGUAAGAAGAAUUUAAUAAUUCAGUCUACGAUUAGUUGCAAUGUACAAAAUGAUGACAUUGUUUUCAUAAAUGUCUGAAACUCUGACUACAAAAAUCAAUAUAAUGCAGCUAAUUGUGUUGGAUAGUCUUAAGUACCGAACCAAUAGCAAGUCAACUGCUAUGUUCCAUUUGUUUGACUAUUGUAGGCACAAGGUCGUAUUAACAAGAUAAGAUGGCAAUGAGCUUGAUUUAUGUACACCAUUUCCUAAGUUGUUAACAGUUCUACUUGAUUUUAUCUUGUAUGCUAAAUUAUAUUUCUUGGUGAAGCAGAGUUUGAAAUAUAGUUGUAUGUUUUUUACCAUCAGGAAAUGAAAGUGAAUUCUUCACUUUGUUGCGCUAACGUUGGCAAAAGUAAAAUUACAACUGCAUAUUUUUUUAUUAUUAUUAUAAAAUAAUAAUAGUAAUAAUAAUAAUAAUAAUAAUAAUAAUAAUAAUAAAAGACUUGAGUAGGAUAACUUUUCUUGUUCUUUUCAUCUUUCAUUAGUGCCUUUUUCUUUACUUUCACCCUGUUAUACUGAGGAAUAAUUUUGCAUUAAAAUAUUUGAGACGACAAUUACAUUUUUUCUUUCAAUAUUUUAUUGAAAAGUUUUCAGCAUGUGGUCCAUUGCAUUACUUUUGUUCGUACAGUGUGCAUUGCAAUAUGGUUACUGCUUAGCAACUAUAUUUAGAUACCUGGUAGUUGGCAAGCUUCUCAGUGUUUAUUGUUUUGGAUGGCCCUUAUUGCUUUAAAACCUGGGAUAUUGCUUCAUUGAGGUUCAGAUCUAUUAUCUGAAGCUUUAUGUCAUGUGAGGUAAGAUAUUUAUCACUGUUAGCUCAAUAUCAGUUAUUAUUACGGUUUGGUUGCCUUUCAAAGUUUGUCUGGAUCGGAUUUUCUAUGUUGAUUUGGAGUGAUAUUUAACCAAGUUAUAUCAUUAAUUUUUCUAGCCUUUCUGGAAAUUGAUCAUCCAGAUGCAUGAGCUCCUUGACAUCAAGCCCUGAUAUUACCUGGGAGUAUGGUGUUUUGCAAACGACCAUAUAAUAAAUGUACCUAUGUCAGUCUAGAACAUGUUUAAAAAAUAUGUUCUAGGAUCUAUAUCCAAAAACUAUUUUCUUUUCUUAGAGUGAGAUAGGUAAACAUGUUUUUCUUAGAGUAAUAUCCCAUUUCUCCUGUUUUAGGCAGUGUGUUAUGCUUUUAUUUUGUCAUUUUCUUUUUUGUUCAUUCAUCAUGUCAAUCUCUGUUUAAUCUGUUUAAAAUGUAAGGAGUGUUUAGAUUGAUGCUGCUCAAAAGAACUUCACUUCAGGUUUUCAUGCCGUUUUUUAUAUACUUCAAAUUUUCCUUGGCUGUUAGUUUUCUUUUUGUUCUGUCAUGUUCCCCUAGAUUAGUUAUCAUUUUUAAUGUACUAUGAAAUCACAGGAUGCCAUAGAAACUUCUUCUUGAAAAACUACCUGACUCUUCUUCAACAAAUUGUAUGUUAUGGAACCUAUCCACUUAUCCAGUCGUGUAUAUAUGUUCUCUUAGUAUAUUUUCAGUUCUAUUACCCUUUAAUAAAUCAAGAUUACGGCCUGAUCCUAAGAAAGUCAAACUUUAUGUUCUGAUUUUUGAGUAAUUUACCUAAAAGAGGGAAUUCUGCAUAGCACCGACACAAUAAUCAUUCUUAUGAAUACGCAAUUUCUAAAUAACAGACUCAUGAAAACAUAGUCUAUGGUAUGUAUCUUCAUUUUGAAAUAAUAGGACAUCUUUUUCGUGUAGAAAGUUUCCUUAUGGAACUAUCCAGAUCUUAGAGAAAGGUAUAUGUAUAUGGAACUUAAAUACCUUUUUCUAAAUGUAUCACACACAUCUUCUACUUGAGUAACAACGUUGGUUUCUCACUUUCAGAUCCUUCCGGGAUUACAGAGAGGUAGCUCUGAAACACUUACAGGCUACUAAAGACUCUGCUGACUCAAACCUGCUUGAAAAGGCUCAUGUUAACUAUGAAGGGGUUAAUUUGUUUCUUAAUUUGACUCAAUAGUCAAUGCCGCCAGCUCUAAACUAUGUGUUUCCCAUAAAGUUUAUUGUGAAAGUAAUUAUCUAAGAUUAGUUUACACUUUAUCCAUCCAAAGAAAAGGAGUAACAAAGUUUUACGUUAGAUACACUUCUUGUUACAAGCACCUUAUGAGGCAUCAUAUUACAUCAUACUGAAUUUGGAAUGUCAACAGGGUAGAAUUGUUAGCUAUGGUGAGUGGUUCAUUUUGAGACUCCCGCUUUAUGAUCCUGUUCUGCCACUUAAUAUCAAGGUGUAUUAGCUAUAUUUUUAAUGUGACUUGUCAACAAUAUGUAUUCUCUGUGUAUUUCCUCCUUCCUGUAAAAGGUCAUGCUUUAAACUUUUUUUUUACCAAAGAAGAAUCAUAUUCCAUUGAAGGGUUUUGACUUUAUGAUUGGCUCCCUUUGCAAAAUUAUUCCUUAUUUUUUGUUUAUGUAUAAAUAAAGCUUCUCUUGUCUGUCAGUACCGGCCUAGCUCGGUACGUGCUUUCAGGAUGCCUGAUGGAGAUUGGCAACUUUCUGGUUAGUCAUUGUUUAUGUGGGGAUUAUGCAACUUAGCUUUCAAAGCAGAGUUUUUAAGUAAUGUAAUUAAACUUUUAAUCAAAAUAAUAGAGAUAAGAAGACAUUACAUUGGAACAUAAUGACUAUUAUAUUACUUUAGGAUCUUAUGUCAACUUAUAUGAUGGUCGUGUCAGAAUAUUUAAUAUCACUUUAAUGGUUUAACACAAGCCUGAAGCUACGAGUUCCAAUCUUUUAUAUGUUUUCACUUUACAGGCUGCUAUCGUUACUUCAUAUACAUUGGAGAAUGAUAUAGCUUUUCCUUUGUGUUGCUCCACAGCAACUAGAAGCUAUGUGUACGUAAAUUACAAGUUUGUUGGAUUAAUAGAAAAUUUUGUUUCGUAUUGACCUCAGUGCAUCUCUGCGAAACAAUGCAGACUUUCAGUAAGUUGUGUUCUUAAAGAACGAAAGUAUCACAAUUUUCUCCUCCUGGGCAGCCAGGGGGCACAUGUUAUGAGCCUGUGAUUGUUAUUGUUGAUUAUCUUCUAUGAUGAAUAUAAAAUUCCC